AAACUGGAGUCAAGACGCGUCAGUUCACAGACGACCUCCGUUCCGUCGGAUGUGAGGAAAAUUUUUUGUCUGUAAAAAUUAUCGGGUUCUCGUACUGAGACUCGUAAUUUCGUGGUUUUUCGAGGAGUGAAUUUGUAAUCAUGAAAAGUGUAAGAAUGUGCGAAGUCGGCUAGAAUCAAUAAAAACAGGAAUAAGUCGAAGACAAUCUCGACGACGAGGAUGGCGUGCACGAAUAAUUGCCGUUUCUGAGCGUCGGCAUCGAAUAAAGGAUCGCCACGUCCGUGUGAGAAAGCGAGACAGAGUGAGCAGGGAUGUCGCUGAAGCUUCGAACAAGAUCCGCCCAGCCGGCUUCAAGUGUUCAGCUUCGUCCCUCGAAAUUGACCAAGCUCUAAAACGAAUCAAUAUAUAUAUACAAAUAUAUAUAUAUAUAUAAAAGAAAAAGGGAUCGACGAUUUGAAUUGAAAAGAGAAAGGAAGAGAAAGAGGAGGAUCGUGGAACUGCCUUUUUUUGUAGCGGGAUAGAAAACGUUAAGAUAUAUUUUGGUAAACGUAAUUAGUGAAAAUAGCAGUAGCGGCCAGUCUGCGAAAGAGCCACGUUAAAUGGUCUCAUUUAGUGCACAAUUUCCGCUUUGCUCGCGCGCCCCGUCUACCGUGUGCCACGUUCUCCGCUCCAAGGAAUCGUCGAGGAUUUUCAAGUAAGAAACUGGAGAAUCGCGGACGUUCUCCAUUUUAUCCACGAGUAAGCGAGUCGCGGUCAAAGUGAAGUGUCUCGGUCUUAGUGAGAUGGCCUUCAUGAUGAAGAAGAAGAAGUACAAAUUCUCAGUGGAGGUGGACCUCGAGGAGCUCACCGCGGUGCCAUUUGUGAACGCAGUGCUGUUCGCCAAGCUCAGACUCCUCGACGGUGGAUCAUUCGUCGAUCAUUCGACCAGGGAGGAAGUACAAGAGCAUACAGUCAGAUGGAACGCUAAGUUUGAAUUUUUAUGCAAGAUGAGUGCCAAUGCGUCUACUGGUGUUCUCGACCCUUGCAUUUUAAGGAUAUCAGUGAGAAAGGAAUUGAAGGGAGGCAGGUCCUUCCAGAAGCUUGGCUUCACCGACCUGAACCUCGCCGAAUUCGCAGGAGCUGGACUCUGCAGAACGAGGUAUCUUCUAGAAGGAUACGACGCGAGACAUCGGCAGGAUAAUUCCAUGUUGCGCGUUGCCAUCAAAAUGAAUAUGCUUUCAGGAGAUAUUCUAUUUAAAGUACCGUCUCCAUCGUUGAAGCAAACGCAGCUCACAGUACCCGGUGUGCCAGGUGUUUCUGGUGUGACGACGGACGAAACUGUGUCUGAGAGGUGCACCAAUCGAGAAGACUUUGUAUCAAGUGGUUCCUUAGCUGGAAGCAUAGCUAGUACAAGCAGUGGUUUCGGCAGUCUUCCUAAAAAAAGGCCUCCCCUUUUUUCCUCGGAACUUCUCAGUGGGGCAGAGUCAUAUGAUCCAAUGACUCUGAGCGAGAUUGUACCAUCGGCUCUUCCAGUGGAAACUCUAGCUGAAGCGCACACAGAGUCGGGACAUUCUCGUAAUAGUAGCAAUACCAGUCAGUUAAGCAAAGGUUCCGGCUAUGGAUCUUUAAAUUCUCACAGUCAACACAGUAGGCAGAGCAGUAGUGGUGACAGUGGUCACAUUAGGUCACCCUCCUGGCCGGUAUGGGCUCCACGUAUUCCCAAUACCUCCCAAAAUUCUUCGACCCAACAACAGCCCACAAAACCUGAGACUUCUCUCAAUAUCGAGUCCCCGACUUCGUCUUCCAUCCUACGAAAUCCACGAAAUCGGUUCUGGUCUACGUCCAGCCCUGUUUCGUCAUGCGAAGAAAAAUCAGUGAGAAGUUCUUUGAGGUCUAGUAUAGCGGUUGUUCCACUAUCUAACGAUCAGAAUGAAACGAAUGAAAACGGAAUCGUUUCAAACGACACAUGUCGUCGCGUUAACGAGAACGUCGAAAACGAGAUUGGCGUGUUCAAGAUACCUGGACCGCAAGACGUAACGCGGACGCGACAAUUGCGAAAGAAUUAUGAUAGACAUAGUUUCGAUUCGUCGAAUGAGCAUAACGUAGCGAAUUCGUCGAUGAAAAAUCGAAAUGGACAACAGAACAGCGUAGUCGCGCCGAUCGCGAAACCGAGAAUCGGUCAUCCAAGUUGGAGAAAUAUUUCGAAAACCUGUGACUGCAUCGAGAAAGGAAAUAUGAGCCCGGUUUUGCGAUUGGCCGAUCAGGCCAGAGCCGUGUCCUCUCCCGAUCCUCUUCAUAGGCCCGAUAACCCCAGAGCCUCGCUACGUUCCGCGACGACCGCUCAGACCCUCAGGGGUAUGGUUGGAGGCCACCGGAAGUUGCUGGACGGGGCGGGGGGCAAGCUGGCUACGGUCGCCACCAGCCCAGCGGACUCCGAGGAGUCCUCCUUAGGGGUACCGGAAGUCGCUCCACCGAGUUCCCAGCACCGAAACAGCAUAACCCCACCAAAUCCCUCCAGUGGUUCGGGUCUCAGCGAAACAGGAUCUCUGGAUCGAGCGAAAGCCGCGCUGGAGCGCAGGAAAAAGGCCGAGGAUGGAACCGGAAAUUCGAUUUUGUGCAGAGUUGAAGUGACCAGGCCAAAUCCGGAUUCCCUGAUCGAUGAGCUGAUCAAAGCAACGAAUUUGGAGCAAACUGAUCUCGAGAGUUCUGAGACGACUGGACUUCAACUGUUCAUUGCGAAAGACGGGACGACUGCACUCGGCAGUCAUGAGAUCAAAAGUCAGAUGCCCGCGGGUGUGUUCAAGCAGGUGGUAAUGGAAGAGAAUAAUAGGUAACACGAAGCUAUCGGGACAAGAAGACAGUACGCAAGACAAGUCAGCGCCACGUUCUCGUUGGCCCUGGUGCCAGAGCUCGUCUACGAGGCCUACGAGCCCCGGUAGUUACGAGAUCAACGAUGCUGGACGAGGGAAUCGUCGAGAAGACGGUGAACACGGCGACGAAACACGAACGCCAUCUUUCAUCUCUCAAAAAAGG
Messenger RNA from Apis florea (little honeybee), 3012 nucleotides. RefSeq lists its product as uncharacterized. Lineage: Eukaryota; Metazoa; Arthropoda; Insecta; Hymenoptera; Apidae. The record is from RefSeq and is a predicted model, not a curated record.